AAGAAACUGAGGAACUCAUAUUCUGAUCAGACUGAGAUCCUCGCGGUGUUAUUUUGAAAAGCCUGGCCGAAAUUGCUCGUGUCGUUGCCGCAUAGGUUCUUGACGCUCGGUCCCUCAGCUCGUGUCUCCGCAGCGGCGGAGGAACCGGAGCCCGCGGCCCGGACCAGCCCACAACCCGAACCCAGAGGCGAGCGGCCCGGACCUGACCGGCGCGGCGCGCAGACAGAAUGACAGCAGCGGCCACAGAGAGGAGCUCCAGCCGCUGAGAGAGGCUGCUAACCGGGCAGCUAGCAGCGCAAUGACCGCGGAGGGAAGCGGAACGAUCCGCAGCCGCAUAAAGAACCUGCUGCGCUCCCCGUCCAUCAAGCUGCGGAGGAGGAGGAGCGGCGGCGCGGCGCGGCAGCAGGAGGAGCUGAGCGGCAAGGUGACCUUGGAGAAGGUUCUGGGCAUCACGGCUCCAGGGACCCGAGCGCUGGCCUGCGACCCCCGAACCGGACUACUGGCCUACCCUGCAGGGUGUGUGGUCGUCCUGUUGAAUCCUAAGAAGAACAAGCAGCAUCACAUCUUCAACAGCUCCAGGAAGGCCAUCACCACGCUGUCCUUCUCCCCAGACGGGAAGUACAUCGUCACCGGAGAGAGUGGUCACAUGCCUGCGGUGAGGGUGUGGGAUGUCAGUGGGCGUGUCCAGGUGUCGGAGCUCCAGCAGCAUAAAUAUGGAGUUUCCUGCGUCGCGUUUUCCCCCAACAGCAAAUACAUCGUGAGCGUCGGAUACCAGCACGACAUGAUGGUGAACGUGUGGAGCUGGAAGAAGAGUGUGGUGGUUGCAGCCAACAAGGUGUCCAGUAAGGUGACAGCCGUCUCCUUCUCAGACGACAGCUCCUACUUUGUUACCGCCGGCAACCGCCACGUCAAGUUCUGGUACCUGGACCACGCCAAGACCUCCAAGGUGAACGCCACCGUGCCCCUGCUGGGGCGUUCAGGGCUGCUGGGAGAGCUCAGGAACAACUUCUUCAGCGACGUGGCGUGUGGGCGUGGCCGGCAGGCCGCCUCCACCUUCUGCAUCACCUCCUCCGGGCUGCUGUGUGAGUUCAACCAGCGCAGGCUGCUGGAGAAGUGGGUGGAGCUACGGACGGUGGACUCUGCGUCCGCGUCUCAGGCCACCUGUCUCUCCGUCACAGACGAGUUGAUCUUCUGUGGUUGUUCUGACGGGACGGUUCGAGCUUUCAGCCCCGUCAGCCUCCACUUCCUGUGCACCAUGCCCCGCCCACAUUGUCUGGGGGUGGACCUCGCCAGCAUGGUGGACGCCAGUCAGCUGUUCUCCAGCCGGCCCGAGGCCCGGUACCCGGACACCGUGGCGUUGACCUACGACCCCGCCAGCCGCUGGCUGUCCUGCGUGUACAACGACCACAGUGUUUACGUCUGGGACGUGCGUGACCUCCGUGACCCCCGCAGGGCGGGGAAGCUCUACUCCGCCCUCUACCACUCCGCCUGCGUGUGGAGCCUGGAGGUGUACCCAGAGGGGGCGGGGUCAGGGGGAGGGGCUCAGCUGGCCCCCGGCUCCUACCUGUCCUGCUCCUCAGACAACACCAUCCGGCUGUGGAACACCGACGGACACAAGCUCCUCACCAAGAACAUCCUGAGCCAGGACUUACAAAAGGUCAUUUAUUUGGACGACAACGUCUCCACCCUGCUGGACCCCGAGAGUGCCACCGUCACCGGGGGCAACACGGAGAAGGCGGGGUCAUCAGACGGGCAGCAGGCUGACCAGAGCAGGGCAGGCAUUAGGACCCUGAGGGUGAGUCCUGAUGGACAACACCUGGCCUCUGGAGACCGCAUGGGAGUCCUCAGGAUCCAUAAUCUGGACUCUAUGGAGGAGAUCUUGAAUGUUCAGGCUCACGACUCUGAGAUUCUCUGCCUCGAGUUCUCCAAACCAGAGACUGGUCUCCAGCUGUUAGCCACAGCCAGUCGUGACCGUCUGAUCCACGUCCUGGAUGCCAGCAGAGACUACAGUCUGGUCCAGACUCUGGACGAACACUCGUCCUCCAUCACCGCCGUCCGAUUCGUCGCCAAUGAGGGGAAGGUGAGACUGAUCAGCUGUGGAGCUGAUAAGAGCGUCUACUUCCGCACGGCUCAGCAGGUGGAGGGCGGGCUCCAGUUCACUCGGACUCACCAUGUGGUGAGGAAGACGACGCUGUACGACAUGGACGUGGAACCAACCAGGAAGUACGCUGCAGUGGGCUGUCAGGACCGCAGCAUCAGGAUCUUCAGCAUCAGCAACGGGAAGCAGAAGAAGAUGUACAAAGGCUCUCAGGGAGAGGACGGCACGCUCCUCAAGGUGCAGAUAGACCCGUCGGGUCUCUACAUCGCCACCUCCUGUUCAGACAAGAAUAUCAGCAUCUUCGACUUUUACUCCGGGGAAUGUGUGGCCACCAUGUUCGGACACUCGGAGAUCGUCACCGGGUUGAAGUUCAGCAGUGACUGUAGACACCUGAUCACUGUGUCUGGAGACAGCUGUAUCUUUGUGUGGCGUCUCAGUCCAGAGUUGACCAUCAGGAUGAGGCAGCGGCUUGCUGACCUUCGACCUCCCGACUCUGCUCAGACCUCCCAGAAUGCACCUCAGCAGAAAGUGAUCAACCACAGCCGGGAGGUGUCUUCUCCUCGUGUUGUUAACAUGUCGUCUGACAGCGACAAGGAGGAGGAAGAGGAGGAAGAGGAGGAAGAGUGCAGGAGUCCUUAUAUGGUCACAGCAGGGCACCUUGAGGAGGAGACGGAGACGCGUGACGAGACGUUGGACGCUCAGCGCUGCAGAGACCUGAAGGAUGCAGCAGGGGGGCACCUCCCUCGCCGGCGCUGGUCCAGGAGGAUGGCCGGCAACGAAGUCCUGGAGGUGAAGUCCAUGUUGGACCUCAGGCUGCUGGACUUGGACUGUCCUGACAGACAGGCGGAGCUGCGGGCGGAGCCACAGGUGAAGAUGUGCCUCGUUGAUGUUAGCCCCGCCCCCUAUGAGAUGGGCCACUUUGUGGGGGCGGGGCUUCACAUGACCAAUCAGAAGCUGGGGAGCAGCAUCAGUCUGCAGGUCAACACUGCAUGGGACAACGAGCUGAGGACCAAUCAGAGGCCAGACUUCAUCCCGCUGGCCAAUCACAGCCCAGACAGGGAGGCUGUGGUGCUGUAUCCAGACCAAUUGGAAGACAGUGUGAGCCUGGCAGGAAGUGAGUUCCAGGUGAAGGAGGCGUGUCCUGCUGCAGGAAGUCAGGACAAACCCAGUCCAGACAGUGGCUGCUCACUCGGGUUCAGCUCCAGCCUGUCCAGUCCAGACAGACCUGCAGGAGAAGGGGAGACAGGACCUCUCAGUGUGGAUGGACACUCCUCUGAGCUGGAGGACGAAGAGGAGGAGGAGGGAGGAGCAGGAGGAGGAGCAGAGGUCACGACCUCUCUGCUGGUCCCCCAGACUCCAGACCAGGAGGCCUUCCUGAAGGAACACUUUGUGACUCUGGCUAACCUCUCAGGUUCAGGAAGUCCCAGCCGAGGGUCUCACAGCUCCAGUGAGAGUCUCAGCAUCUCGUCCCGGUUCCUCUCAAAGAAUCCUGCUGCAAGCCGAACGGUGUUUCCUCUCCCAUCUCGGCCCACUGGAGGAGGAGGGGAGGCUCGUCCUCUGGUCUCAGAAGUUCGCCCUUUGAUGGGGAAAAACCAGGACCAAACCCAGGACAGGAUGUCAUGGAACCAGGACCAAACCCAGGACAGGAUGUCAUGGAACCAGGACCAAACCCAGGACAGGAGGGUGUCAUGGAGCCAGGACCAAACCAAGAAUCAGGACCAAAUCUCCUUAGUUCAGGACCAGGCACAGUCCCAGAACAGGAUCAACCAGGACCCGCCUCCACAUGUUGUGAACCAGAACCAUCUCCAGCCCGUACGGCCCUCCCCCCUGAAGAAGAAGGUCCAACCCGCGGUGGAGUCCAAGAGGAAUCUGGGACCGACGGGCCAAGCCGCUGCCUCACAUCUGAACUCCUCUCCUGGACUCCGGAAGGCUCAGUCGGUCCAGAACCUGCUGAUGGACUCAGGUGAGUCCUCCGGUCCGCCCAGGGAGGUCCAGCUGCUGCUCCCUCUGCAGCGCCCCACCACCCUGCCCUCCUCCCCGAGGCGCCCCCUGGCCCCUCCCUCUCAGAGACCCAGCCCCGCCUCCCCCAGAUCCCCCCUACAGGAACCAGCCUUUGCCCUCUCCACUACCCUGUUGUCUGCCCCUCCGAGGAAGUCCUCCUCCUCCUCCUCCUCCUCCUCCUCUGCGGCGGCGUCGCGCUCCUACAUGAGUCCCACCACCAGCUCCAAGGCCAAGAUGUCUCGCUCCGUCUCCGUGGGCGACGGCUUAUCAGGAUGUGGCGAGGACCCCCCGGUGACCCCCUCUUCUCAGGCCAAAGACACGCCUCCUCCUCUGGCCACGCCCCCCCAUGCUGCCGUUGUUCCCGUGGUGGCCUCCUCGUCUCUGGGUAAUCAGGCCGCCCCUCCCCCCCCCCGGGGCCUCCAGACUCGGGUCCCCAGCAGGCCGCUGCCGGACAAGCCCUCCCUGGCCUGCGUCUCCCCCCUCCCCCCCCCUUGGCAGGGGGAGGAGCCUCGGAGUCCUGGAGGCAGCAACAGCGUGGAGCCGAGAGCCAGCGCAGACCAGCCAAUCAGCAUGGAGUCCUGCAGGUCUCUGACCAAUGAGCUGCAGAGCUGCUUCAAGAGAGCAACACACCUGUACAGGAGAGUGAGCGGCUCCUCCCAUGGUGACUCCACCUCCGACCAGCACCAGAUGGCUGUCGUCCUAUCGGAGGCCUUCCAGGGAAUGAGGGCGGAGUUAGACUGUCUGCCGCUCGGCGCACCGAGCAUGCUGGGGGGCGUGGGGGGCGUGGGGGGGGACAAGAUGGCAGCUCUGCUGGAGGAGUAUUCUCUGCUGCUGCUGCAGGCCAUCCACCAGAAGAUGGAUCACCUGGAGACACCACACUGAGGCUCCUCCUCCGCCCCUGCUCCUCCUCCUCACAGAUGAAGAUGUGAACUUCUCUCCUCUUAUUGUUAUGCGACCCUCUUUCUGGUCAAACUUUCUCUUGUUUUUAAACUUUUCUUGACGUUAGGGACCAACAUGAGAAGCUUUGAACAAACUUUAUUGUUCCUCAUUCGAAGAACAUUCACUUGAAUCUAAACACACGUCACUUCCUGUGUCCUGAAGCUUUUAUAACUUAUUAAACUCUUUAACACAAAAGGUCAA
Pseudoliparis swirei is the source of this 5239-nucleotide messenger RNA. RefSeq names its product mitogen-activated protein kinase binding protein 1 (gene mapkbp1). The coding region runs from base 299 to 4981 and encodes 1560 amino acids. The transcript is spliced from 31 exons. Gene Ontology annotation, molecular function: protein binding. NCBI's taxonomy places the organism in Eukaryota, Metazoa, Chordata, Actinopteri, Perciformes, Liparidae. The record is from RefSeq and is a predicted model, not a curated record.